CACAAUUUCAAAGUGUUUUCUUUUGUUUCUUUUAAAAAUCUGAAAAUGCGCCACGUACCAUAUUGGUAGCUAAUGGGCGGGAAACCUAUACGGCACACACUCUCUCACACACACUCACGCACUAAAUCAGUCACAGACUCACUGAACAGUGAGAGAGAAAAAGUGACCCCAAAUUUGAACCUUCCGCCACGAUGAGAAACGCCGGCCGCCGCCGUGCGAAUGACUCACUAGCUCCCGAAAGGAGACCUCCGCCGCCCACGCCGACCAGCGUCGCCGGCACCCCCGGCGACCCAUGGCAUUUCCUCUCCACCGGCCGCGAUUCAGACGCUAGCUUUGCCAGCACUCGCCCCUCCUCCUCCUCCAUCGGCAUAAACCCUCGCUCGUCGAUGGUCCCAAUCACUGACAAAUCCUACCAAGUCUCUGCAAUACGGACUAUCAACGCCUACCUCUCCUCCCAUUCUUUCCCUGUAACCCUAAAGCCCCCUUUGCCUUCUGCCAAAGACAUCAUGGAAACCCUAAAAUUCAUUCUCUCUCGCUUGGGUUUCACCGCAUCCAAAAUAGAGGAUGACCUCCAAAUUGUGUUAAAAACCCUAAACUCCCCUGUGAAAUUGAACAAAUCCGCCCUUCGAGCUCCUGGUACGCCUCAUUCAUGGCCUAGUUUACUUGCAGUUAUUCACUGGCUGGUUCAGGUUAAUUUGCACGACGAUCACUUAUUGAGUGUUAAGCAAACAAGAUCCAAUUUUGAGCACAAUGAUAUGUUCCAGUACUCGUGUGACAGCUAUUUGUUCUACAUUCGCGGGGAUGAUGCCUCGGUCGAGGCCUUGGAUGAUGAGAAUAUGAAGAAAUUGAUCAGUGCGAAAGAGGAAGUAGCUGAAGUUUUGAAGAAUUUGGAGGAGACUGUGAAGGACUCGGAGAAGAAAUUGGAGGGAUUCAAGACAGGGCCCAGUGAGAGGGAGAAACUCGAGAAGGAGAAAAGCCUGUUGGAGGAAGAUGUGAAGAAGUUUCAUGACAUGAUUGAGCAGUUGGAUGGGCAUAUGGUCUCUGUAGAGAAGCUUUUGGAUGAGAAGGAGAAGGAGUUGGAAACUAAAAUUUUGGAGAGCAAAAAGGUUAAGGAGGAAAAUGAGGAAUUGAAGAGAAGAAUCGAGGAGCAGGGAAUUAAUGCCUAUGAUGCAGAGAGGAUGAGGAAGGAGUUAAUGGCCGUAGAACGGGAUAUUGCAGAGACUGAAGAUGCCAGAAACGGAUGGGAGGAGAAGACUUGGGAUCUAGAUUCUCAAAUUGGGCAUAAGCUUCAGGAGCUUGAGGGACAGAUAAUUGAGUGCAAUCAAGCUAUGCGGAGGUUAAAGCUAGGGAAUGAAUAUCAGUAUCAUCUGAAUCCAAAAGGAUCAACACCUAGUGAGGUGUUAAGUUUGGAUUACAAGUCAACCAUCAAGCCAGCACUUGCAUCUUUUGAAGAUAACAUAAAGAAAGGUUCAAUGCACAAAUUGGAAGAGUUGAUAUCCCUUCGACAGCAAUCAGCUGAGAAUGAAGCUAAAAUAGAGGCUAAAAGGAACAAAACUGCAGCUCUUAUUUCCCAUAUUGUAGAGGUUGAGGUUCGUUUGAAUACGGUUAAGAAGGAAAGCCAGGAUUAUACUGCAAGAUGUGCAUCUGAAGCUAGAAAGCUGCUUGAGGAAGUCGAAGCAGAAGCACGGAAUCUGGAAAUUGUUGAAAAAGAAGCUACCGAAAUGAUCAAGGCAUCUAAGUUGAAGCUCCGGGAAGUUAUGAAGCACACCGAUGAGGAAAUUCAAUUAUGUGCUCGUGAACUCUUUAUGUUGAUUGAUUCAGUUUCUAAGAAUAAGGAGUACAUGAAAUCAAAAAUUGUAGACAUGAAAAAGGAUCUCCUAGAAACGACAGGGGCCAUAGCAGAUGUUCACAGAGGUUCUUUUUCGGCAACGUUGGGGCAUGUGUCUGCAGGCAGCCAUUGAUGAUGAUGUGCAUAUGGUGGCAAUUGAACAAGCUUGUUGUUUUAAUGUGAAUACUGUAGGGUUUCUGUAAUUUAUCUGUGCUUUGUGUCUUCCUUUUUGCUGUGAAUGGAUUAUGCAUUGAUGAAGAGUAAAGUUUCUUACAGUUGUUAUUUUUGUUAUUAUUAUUAUUAUUUUUUCUUGAUUUACUGGAAAUCGAGAUUUUUAAGUGACUGACGGUUCCA
This is a messenger RNA of Oldenlandia corymbosa var. corymbosa, 2182 nucleotides long. NCBI's taxonomy places the organism in Eukaryota, Viridiplantae, Streptophyta, Magnoliopsida, Gentianales, Rubiaceae. The record is from the annotation of a GenBank genome assembly.